GAUGGCAGUAACGAUCAAUCGGGCGCUCGUGAGCACAACGCCCACUGAAGCCACGAAGAAGAGAGGUAAUCGCAGCUGUACCGACUAACAGGCUUGGCUACUUAGCGAGGCGGCCAUACAGAUACGGGAGUGACCGGGGAAGACUACCACCUCCCAACAAAAACUAUAAGGAUUUGAUUAGCACCAUGUAUGCUCCGCCGGGUUCAACUGCACCUGGAGGCCGGAGGAGAAGAGUGGGCACUUCGCUGCCCAAGCAGCCGGAGCGGAGCCUAGUGUCGGCGCUGCCCGGAGCUUUGUCCAUCACAGCGCUGUGCACGGCUCUGGCUGAGCCCGCCUGGCUACGUGUUCAUGGGGGUACCUGCCCCAGGCAGGAGCUGGGAGUUGCGGAUGUCCUGGGUUACAUUGAUCCCAAGCUUUUGGACGAUUACUGCAUGAACCCGCAGACCGUCCUGCUGCUGAGAGUCAUCGCUGCUUUCUGUUUCCUGGGCAUCCUGUGCAGUCUAACUGCUUUUUUGUUGGAUGUAUUUGGACCCAAACACCCUGCACUGAAGAUCACUCGUAGAUAUGCUUUUGCACAUAUACUCACAGUGCUGCAGUGUGCCACAGUCAUAGGCUUUUGCUAUUGGGCCUCAGAGCUGAUCUUGUCACUCCAGCAGCAGCAUAAAAAAUACCACGGCUCUCUCAUCUAUGUCACAUUUGCCAUCAGUUUCUACCUGGUGGCAGGUGCCGGCGGAGCGUCCAUCCUUGCCACUGCUGCUAACCUCCUUCGCCAUUACCCCACAGAGGAGGAAGAGCAAGCUUUAGAGCUGCUUUCGGAGAUGGAGGACAGCAGCGAGACUUUUCCAACUGAUUAUGACAUUGCCAAUCAGUUUCAACCACCACCUGCCUACACACCCUAAUCCCACCAGACUGGCCUUGCAAACGUUUCUCUCAGCUCAGCUAUUUGCUUUGUGUGCGAACAACACUCUAUCAAAUGGAUACCUUCGCAAAUACUCGUGGCAAUGAACACAGUGUGUGCACAGCUGGUGCACAGCUUCCUUGAAUGACAGUGCUUGGGUGCAUGAAAUCUUUAGUGGUGGUGGCAAUUUAGGAGAUAAUUCUUACUUCCACCGCUGGAGUGGUUAGUGAUUUGCAUGUAAAUGGCUUUUAGGGUCCGGUCUUUACAUGUAAAGAUAAAUAAACUGCAGAGUGUUAUCUGUGCUCAGCUGAGGAAGCAGCCACAGCCUGAUCUGUGCUGUUGAAUUAAAAGCGGUCGGAAAGUGAAGCGAUUGGACUCGGGUGGAGCUUUGUGAUUUAAUUUGAUGUACUUGUGUGUCUUCUUUUUCUUGAUGCAACUUAAAUGCAGAGCUAUGUGUACACUGACAGGUUUGUUUUAAACAUUUAUUUUAUAAAAAAAAAAUAUCAGAUGGACCUUAUUUAUUGUAUGUGCUGUCUUUUUAUGUUUGUUUUCCUUCUGUUUGUACACAUCAGUCACUGGUGUAGUUUCAUCUCUAUUAGAAAUACUACAAACAUUUAUAAAAGUGUGGGGCGUGUGUGCGUGUGUGUGCACAAAAGUCUACAGUAUGUGUUGUGAGCUGGUGGUCAUACAGAAAAUUGUUUUUUUCCAGCAACAAACCUCACGCAUAAGUUAGUUAUGUCAUGUUAAUUGUAUUUAAUUAAAAACAAAUCUUGUUUGUAUUUUGUGAAUACCAUAAAAUGUCAUGAGUUUUAAUUGUACUUUUUUUUAGAUUCGAUCAGAAUCUUGUGUGACGUUCCCACAUAGUGUUCCUGCUGAGGGUUGAGUUUGUGGCUGAAGUGAUUGUUGUCGGCUUUAAAUUGAUUGUUCUGUUUUAAGUCAUUUUCUACGUUUUGUCCUUCACUAGUUUCUUCACCUGGGUGUAAAUAACCAUUGUUUAUACAGAAAGUGGCCAUAAUAAAAUA
Molecule: messenger RNA, 1920 nt
Organism: Nematolebias whitei (Rio pearlfish)
Lineage: Eukaryota; Metazoa; Chordata; Actinopteri; Cyprinodontiformes; Rivulidae
Gene: tmem127
Product: transmembrane protein 127
Exons: 4
Coding region: 186-899 (237 amino acids)
Biological process (GO): negative regulation of cell population proliferation; negative regulation of TOR signaling
Cellular component (GO): membrane
Source: RefSeq, a predicted model, not a curated record